UGCCUUUUUUUUUUCUUUUUCUUCGACAAGGUUUAAGAAGCUCUUAACGCGCAGGCGAUUGUCAUCGGAGCCUGCGUCACUUGAACGGAUUGUAAAAGUAAAAUAAAAUAAUGAAUGAUAAGUAAAAUAAAAAUAAAUAAACGGUACUUGUAAAAUUUAAAUUCACCAACCAGUUCUAUUUGGAUCAGCUUCCAGUUUGUCUUUUUUGAGUCCAAAUUCCAUUUAAGAUUUAGACCUAUAAUCUCUGUUACAAGCCUCUCUCUUACUGACAAAAGUUUUUCUUUUCUUCUUCGUGGAUUCCCUCUCUUUCCAACAAUGAAACAGUCACCAAACCUCAAACUCUUUCAGUUCUUGCUUCACUAAAAAGCCUUGCCACUCAAACUAAAGGCUUCAAAUUCGUACUCAGACAGUGGAAACUGAAAAUGGGUUGUCUUAGAAUUGCGUCAGUGUUAUUCCUACUAGUUGUAAUAAGCAUAAGAAGUUGAUUUUCUUCUCUGUCAAAGAGGGUUUUUAUUUUUGUUUUUGUAGGGGAUAAAGUGUUAGGACAUAUAUAAACAAAAUGAUAUCAGCAGGGAUAAAUUUGGUGAUGACAGUGAUAGGAUUCACAAUGAGUACUAUGUUCAUAGUUUUUGUUUGUACACGUCUGGUUUGUGCGCGGAUUCAGCUCAAUGCUUCUCGGAGAUCCUUUCCAGCUACCUCAAGAUCUGAUCUUAGCAUACUUGAACGGGGUUUACAUGGUCUUGAGCCUGUUGUUGUUGCCAAUUUUCCGACAAAGAAGUACAGUGAAGAGUGCUUCUCAGAUACCGAAAAUGCUCAGUGCACAGUUUGCCUUUCUGAAUACCACGGUGAAGAUAUCUUGAGAAUCCUCCCCUAUUGUGGGCACUCCUUCCAUGUAACAUGCAUAGAUAUAUGGCUACAACAGCAUUCCACAUGUCCUGUUUGCCGAAUAUCACUGCGCGAAUUUCCUGAGAAGAAGCAUAUGAUGCAACCAUUAUUCAGUUCAGCCAUUCGAUCUUAUUUCGGCAUCGAGUCUUUCAAUAGGCAUUCUUGCAACUGUUUGUUGAGAGGGCAUGUUCCAUCAAGAACCCAUGACAACCGUGGGCUGGAACCAAUUCAAGAGAAUUCUGCGGGCACUGGACCAGAAGCAGGGUAGAACAUAUGCCAUGCAACUGAAGAUGAUCAGGCCAUUAAAGACUCAAGAAACAAGCAUGUAGUUAGCCCAUCAAACCCUUGAUAUCUUGGUUUUUAAGAAUCUCAGUUGAGCUUAAUGAGAUGUAUUGCUAGUUCAUGUAUCUAACAAGAGUUGGAAUUCCACUAGAUCUCCUGCUUGGGAGGUAGAAUAUUGUCCUUUUUGUGGCUUACAGCAUAUAUGUCAAAGUCAAAUGUCUUUGUAUCCUUUUUCCUCCCCAGUAGUAGCUGGUUUCUGGUAGUUUUGUUAGCUCAGUAUGUAAAAGUAGCAUUUGUCUAAUAAAUUGGUGAAUGAGGUGGUAGCCCUCUUUCUCCCUCUCCAGACAGCCUUUAUUUAAUUGGAUUCUCUGAACUGCAUCUGGUCGGUGGGUGGGCCUCUUAGUGUUGAUAUGUUGGAUCACUUCUCUUAAAGAUGUGAAGGUACUCACUGAGGAGGCAAUCAAGUUUGUCCUCUCGGGUUUGGAUUAGAUCAUUUCAGGUUGGGUCAUUUUUUGUUAAAAUAAUUCGCAUUG
This is a messenger RNA of Durio zibethinus, 1700 nucleotides long. Its product is annotated as RING-H2 finger protein ATL38-like. The record is from RefSeq and is a predicted model, not a curated record. Lineage: Eukaryota; Viridiplantae; Streptophyta; Magnoliopsida; Malvales; Malvaceae.